Molecule: messenger RNA, 1284 nt
Organism: Oikopleura dioica
Lineage: Eukaryota; Metazoa; Chordata; Appendicularia; Copelata; Oikopleuridae
Source: the annotation of a GenBank genome assembly
AUGGGAAUGCCUUCCGCUCUUCCCUUAGACACGGAAUUGCUCCCCGAGACGAUGCGAAACUGCGGCUACCACACGAUGGCCGCGGGCGAGUGGCACGUCGGCUACGCCAAAACGGCAAACACGCCUUGGGGCAGAGGAUUUCAAAACUUCACCGGCUACCUCGGCGGAUCGGAGGAUUAUUACAAGAAAACGCGGUGCUUGGACUCGCACACUUGCGGAAUCGACCAAAACACGGAUGGAGAUGUUUUCGGGGAGCGGGUUUACCAAGCUGAUCCAAGCGAAUACUCGGCGUUUAAAUACAUUCGCCAGGCGAAAAAGUACAUUGACGGGCGAGACAAGAACAAGCCCUUCUUUCUCUAUCUCCCGAUGCAAUCCGUUCACGCGCCGCUAGAAGCACCAGCUGAGUACAUCGCCAAAUACGACGGAAUCAUCGACGACAAGCCGAGAAAGAUCUACGCGGGAAUGGUGUCCGUGAUGGACGAAGGGAUUGGAAACAUCACUUCUCAUUUGAAGGAAUCCGGCUUGUGGAACAACACGAUCUUCAUCUUCUCCACUGACAACGGCGGACAAGCUUAUGUCGGCGGCAACAAUCUCCCUUUGCGAGGCAACAAGGCCGGCUACUGGGAAGGCGGCGUUCAUGGAAACGGCUUCGUCGCUGGAGGAUACUUUGAAACCCGAAGAACCGGGAACGAAGUCAUCAACAAGGAGCUCAUCCACAUUUCCGACUGGUACCCGACGAUCAUGGAAGCUACUGGCUGCCAGAAAGCGCCGAAUUCGCCCGAUUUAGAUGGAAUGUCUCAGUGGAAAAUGCUCCUGGAUCUUGAGCAAUCUCCUCGGGAUGAAAUUUUGCAUAAUAUCGACGAAAUGACCGUGGCGAAAGGGUCAGACAAUCGAACCUUCAAGUCGGACUUCAAUAUUUCCGUCCAAGCGGCGAUUCGCUGGAAGAACUGGAAGCUGCUGACCGGCGACCCUGGCUACCCAGACUUUCCAAUCACCAUUCCUCCCCAAGGCAACAAAAAGCCCAUUUUCACGGUCGAAAACGGGCUUCAAUACCCAAUCCCGCCGCGGCCAGAACCUCUCGACCGACUUGUCCGCCUCUAUGACGUCAUCAAGGACCCAACUGAGGGCAACGAGGUUUCAGACUUUCAUCUGGACAUUGUUGAAUUUCUGCUGGAUCGACUUUCUUUCUGGAACUCGACGCAAGUGCCGAUCAAUUUUCCCGAUGUGGAUCCAAAGAGCUUCCCGGAAUAUCAUCAGGGCUUUUGGAAACCUUGGCUUGGCUGA